Xylona heveae TC161 is the source of this 813-nucleotide messenger RNA. RefSeq lists its product as hypothetical. The transcript has 3 exons. The record is from RefSeq and is a predicted model, not a curated record. Bases 349 to 813 code for a protein of 154 amino acids. NCBI's taxonomy places the organism in Eukaryota, Fungi, Ascomycota, Xylonomycetes, Xylonales, Xylonaceae.
GGCAGGCGGUAGGUAGCAAAUAACAAGGGUUAUUUAUAAAUAGGAGAGAUGCUACGGGUUGAAUAUAAAAAUAUGGCUGUAUUCCAGCUGUACCCUCUGAAUCAUGAGGCGGGCGGCGUAUGGCCAAAAAGUCACUCGUCACUAUCUACUUUCUUUCUUUCUUGACUUCCUCCCCCCUUCCCCCUUCUAAGACAAGAGGGAAAUAUUAAUAGGAACAACAAAGAAGGAAAUAAAGAAAUCAAGAAAUAAACAAAAAGAAAAAAAAAAAAAAGAAAACAAUUUUUGCCUGUUCGAAUCACACGCUUAUUGCAACAUCUCUUCGAGAUAGAAGACCCAAAAGGUUUUACAAUGAGCUACCUGGAAAAGCGCGGGGUGACGGCGAUCAUCGACGACAUCACGCCAACUUCACUCGAAUCCAAAACCAGAUCGUUCUGGAUCACAAUGUUGCCUGCGUAUUUCCCAGACACGGACUACUCGAUCGAGGCCGAGCCGUAUCUUGAAAAUAAGACCGGCGUUGCAAAUGGAGACUUGCUGUUUAUCGAAAGCAAACGGGCCAAUGUGGACAAGCCAAGCGUUUGGGAAGAAACAGAAAGGGGACAGCUGCUCAACCAUGUGAAAGCCAACCGUAAUGCGAACGAUUGUGCCUAUGGGGCAAUUGCCAUUGGUCGCAAAGUCAAGUUCUACUUUUACAACGGGAAGGAGCUACUGUUCCUAUAUGGGCCAUACUCGAUAGAGGUUCGCUCUGAUGCCGAGGCUAUUGUCAAAGUGUUUGACGAGAUCAAAACUCACCCUCGUACCGGUUACACAAAUUAG